UGGCUGCCCUGGAGGUGCCGCGAGCCCCUCCCAAGAUGGUGGUCGCGCUUCCCUGCUCGCAGGGUGCUUCCGGCCGCGGCCUAGUCUCCUGGCCGCGGCCAUGGCGGAGCUGACGGACGCGGAGCUCCGGAGGGAGCUGAUGGCGCUCGGCUACCGGCCGGGGCCCAUCACCGACACCACCCGCAAGGUCUACGCCAAGAAACUCAACUGCCUGCGGGCCGAAGUGGCGGCGGCGAAGCGCAGGGGCCGCGGCGCCCCGCCGAGCCCGGCCCGCCCCCCCGCCAGGCCGCAGCAGGCCUCGCCGCCGCGGCCGCGCCUCGGCUUCAGCCCCGCCGGGGCCGCCCGCGACAGCGAGGAGGAGGAGGAGGAAGAGGAAGAGGAGGAGGAGGAGGAAGGCGGGCCAGCAGCAGGGGGGCGGCCGCCCGCGGCACGCUGGGGGGCGGCCGGGCAGGGCGGCGGGGCGCUUCGCGACGGGCCGGGCUCCCCGUCCCGCCGGGGCCUGGCCGCGGGGCUCGGCGACGGGUCGAGGGUGCCGAGCACCUCAUCCUGGUGGGACACGUCCGCAGAGCGGAGCGGGGGGCUGAGCGCCGGGUCGAGGCCCUCGCUGGAUGGCUUUGGGGGCUCCAGCCCCUCGUCCCAGUGGGGCACGUCCAUAGAGAGGAGCGGGGGCCUCAGCGCCGGCUCGGCGCUGUCCCUCGACGGGUUUAGGGUGCCGAGCGCCACGUCCCACUGGGACGCGUCCGUGGAGAGGAGCGGGAGCCUCAGCGCUGGGUCGAGGCCCUCGCUGGACAGCUUUGGGGGUUCGAGUUCCUCAUCGCAUUGGGGCCCAUCUGCAGGGAGGAGCGAGAGCCUCAGCACAGGGUCGAGGCCGUCCCUGGACAGCUUUGGGGGGUCGAGCUCCCCGUCCCACUGGGACACCUCUAUAGAGAGGGGUGGGGGGCUCGGCACCAGGCCUGGGUUGGGGAGCUCCUUGGAUGGGGUUGGGGGGCUGAGCUCCACGUCCCAGUGGGGCACGUCCCCAGGUAGGAGCGGGGGGCUCAGCACCAAACCUCACUCCGGCGAAGGGAGUGGGGGGCUGACGUCCAGGAGCCAGUGGGGCACAUCAGGAGGAGGCGUUGGGGGCCUGAGCUCCCGGUCUCAGUGGGAGACGGUGGGGGAAAGGAAGGGGCUAUCUUCUAGCAGCUCAUGGAGACGCGAAAGCGAGUUAAUGCCCAGCACCCACUGGGGCACCACAGCAGCGUCAGCGGGACUCGGGGGGUUCAGCCACCAGACCCGGUUUGGGAGAGGGGAAGGAGACUUGACUGCCAGUGUUCGGAAGGAGCCAGAAAGGGAGCUGAAACCCAGCACCCAGGGAGGGGGGUUACUGCGUAGGUUCCCGUGGAAGACAGCGGGCGACGCAGGGUUAGCCUCAGGGACCCGCUGGGGAGCAGCUGCAGCGGGACAGGGAACAACCUCCCGGACUCAGCUGUGGCGGUCGGCACCGAAGUCGCGGCUGGAAGGAAAGGGCAAGGGCCUUGAAUACUACCUCUCCCAGUUCCUCUGCCUGGCCAGCUUUGUGUUGCUGAUGAUUUUUUUGGGCAUCCUCUUGGUGAAGAUGAUUGGAUCAGGCUGGCUUGACAGGACAGAGGAGAGUUUUAAUCUCUUGCCUGUGGAUUGUGACAAAAGAACAGAUGAGUUCUGUCAAGCUCAACAGAAGGAGAUUAUAAUGAACAUGCUGCAUGAGUUGUAUAACUACUUGUCAAUACAAGCUGGUAAUUUUGAGUGCGGAAAUCCUGAGAAUCUAAAAAGCAAAUGCAUUUGGGUUGGUGAAGCAAGGGAUCAUGUGAUGAAUGUAACUGCUAGUUCUCCACAGAAGUUUGAAGCUGCCCUGGAAUGGAUACUGAAGAGUAGCAGGGAUUUAGGAAUAUGGUUGAAAGGCAGAGACCCUUAUGAACCAGUUACCACAGUGGAGGAGGUGGUCUGUCUCGAAUCAGCCCAUCCUCAGAUGGGGCUCGGCUGCCGUUUCCGUCGGGCAAUGAUCACUGCCAUUAUGAACCUUUUCCUGUUUUUCUGGGGUCUGAUAACUCUUUGGGGGAUUCUGAUCUUCCUUAAGUAUCGCUGGCGGAAGAUGGCAGAAGAAGAACAAGCCAUGUAUGAAAUGGUGAAGAAGAUCAUAGCUGUUGUCCAGGACCACUAUAAGGAAUGGGAACGGAAUUUGGAGCGUUACCCCUACGUCGGCAUCCUCCACGUUCGGGACAGCCUCAUCCCUCCUCAAAGCAGAAAAAAAAUGAAGCGGAUCUGGGACAGAGCUGUGGAGUUUCUGGCUUCGAAUGAGUCACGGAUUCAGACCGAGUCGCACAGAGUAGCGGGAGAGGAUAUGCUGGUGUGGAGAUGGACUCAACCUUCUUAUCUCUCAGACUCGGAGCACUAAAGAGGAGCCAAAGCUGAGCUGUUGAUGUGGACCUCUGCAAAAGGACGCUCCCUUUUCUUGUGGUGGGAAAGAGCAGGUCAAGGUCCUCAGAUCCUCAUCUCCUUGGGUUGGGGAUUGCACACAUCUCUUUGCUCUUCUCUCAGAAAAUCUUCACACAAAAAAAUUCAGGGCAAUAAUCUUGUCUUGUAAGGAAGAUGGGCUUGAGCUGGUGGGAAGCUCGAAUCGCACCAAAGUCAGCCUUCCAGCAGAUAUCUGGCUUCCAUAGGCAAGCAAACUUAGAAAAACUUUCUAGAAAGAAAAAAAAAUGCAGACCUAAUAGCGAGGGACUUGGGGUCUCUCUGACAGGGGUUAGCCGUUCAAAAUUUGACCUCAAUUCUGCAAAGUCCAACUGGUGGCAAUGUCCAUCAGGGAAUGUUUUUAAAGAAAGGAUUAACAUUUCCCAUGGAAACAUUUGGGUGGCAGUUAAGAUGCGUUUUGUUAGAAUUUGUUUUUAUCGGUGCAAAGACCUUGCCAAAAGCUCUUAACUGAUUCCUAACAAGGAAAAUGUUUGUGUCUGCUUCACCCGUUAAAAAUGGAGGCAGGAAAAAGUUGGGGGAAUGUGGUCCUAGAGGAAGGGCAGUCUGAUGUGCCUUGAGUCAUUUGGGCUGGGUUGGGUGGUAGGGAGGAGCAGUUGUGACCCUGACUACACUUUGUAAGUCUGCAAUCUCUGUGCUUUAUGUUACGGGGAGGGAGGGGAAUUUGGGUGAAAAGUGAGGGAUAUAGGAAGCUACAGAAAGCUCUUUCUUAUGGCUGCAGCCAAAGGGACUGCUUCAUGAGUUAUUAAAGAGCAGCUUUGGAAAGGCUAUUAGGGUCGACUGUACAUGUUUAUCCUGGGCAGCUGCAAUGUGUGUGCUGUGUCAGAGCAGAGAUAUACCGUGCGUGGAGUGUCGGUACAGGGAUUGUUUGCCAUGUUAAUUUUCCUGCAGCCUCACAACAGGUACAGGGAGCGGUGAUCAAUCCUCUGUUCAUGCUGCAGGCAUCGUAUUUUGUGUCUGUAAUCAUUUGGUUACUUAAGUUUGUUUUUUAUGUCCAGCAAAGGAGUGUUUGUUUCAAAGAAAAUAGCACCAUUGUGUGGCAGCUUAGGCUCGGCAGAGAUAUUGUUAAUCUACUGUUCCCAGUGUCAUAGGACUGCUGUCCAGCUCACCACUAGGACAGCAGGGACCAAAUUCAUUUCUGGUGUAAGCUAGUAAAACCUGCAGCGAGAAGCCAGCAGUUAAUUUGAACCCCUGUAAUCAGUGGAUGUUACUCUCCUUCGCAUCACGGGUGCAAUGUAAAUGUUUGCAUUCAUCUCUGAUGCUGGAUGUAUGGAGAGCUUCCUCUCCAAGUCCAGGGUCGGCCUGGGAGGGUGGCCAGAGCCCUGCUCGCCGGUUGGCAGGUCGGUGACGCUGCGUGCAAGGUGGGUCCCUUGUGCUGGGCCCCUGCUUGCCUCCCAGUUGUGAAGUCUGCGCUUCUGUCCCCACUGCUGGCUUCUGGUGGGGUUUUCCGCCUAUGCACCCGCAGGCUGCCGAGGCGACUGCGGAGACUCCUCGCAUACCUCCUGCUGCCUCAUCAACCAAAACGCCUGGAGAGAGCGGCUUUCUCCAAGAGCAGAACGCUGGGAGGUCUUGUACAUUAAGUGGGAGAUAUCCUGCAUAGAGUUGAUUUUUAUCCCCAUAUGUUCUUUUUGGUUGCAAAAGUAGGGUGUUUGAACAAAAAAGGAAACACAACAGCUGUCUUUGAGACAAUAACCAGCUUCUUCCACUGUUUUUAAAAUAGGGGGUAAAAUGAAGGCAGCUUUGAUUCUUCUAAAGUGUUGUAACAAGAUCUUCAGUGCUGUUGUAGAAAUUUUUGCAAACACCAGUGCCUACAUUUUUAGGCUUUUUAAAAUGCUUGUGGGGUUUGAGUUGGCUUUUUUAACCGUCCAGACCUAGGGUGAAAAGUGAGGCGUUGCAAUCAUUUUGUAUUAAACUUGUUUUUGUAGAAUAAAUCUCACUGGCUUGGUGCUAUUUAUUAUAUGCUCAAUUUAGCUCUGUACAUCAAUAUAUAAAAUAAAUUUAUUACAAAUGA
Molecule: messenger RNA, 4495 nt
Organism: Dromaius novaehollandiae (emu)
Lineage: Eukaryota; Metazoa; Chordata; Aves; Casuariiformes; Dromaiidae
Gene: LEMD2
Product: LEM domain nuclear envelope protein 2
Exons: 9
Coding region: 101-2410 (769 amino acids)
Biological process (GO): nuclear envelope organization; negative regulation of BMP signaling pathway
Molecular function (GO): chromatin DNA binding
Source: RefSeq, a predicted model, not a curated record